GUCAGGGACCUGGCUGGUGAAGUGUUCGCGCGCCACCCGGAGGCUGCGAUUCUUCAGGGACCAUCCUCCAAGCAGCAUCCUCCGUCCCAUCGCGCACUACCCCCGCCUAGUUCCUGCCCGGCCCCGCCGUCACGCCCCGCCACCGUCCCGCUGUCGUCCCAUCCUCAAAACCCCGCGCCGCCCGCAUUCCAAAGAUGUCGCAACCUGUAGCAACAGAAACGGCCGAUGCGACGAUGUACUACACCCCCUCGCGCUCGAUGUUCUUCCUCAUCCGCAUCGCCGGGUACACAUGGUACAAGACGUACCGGACGAUCGAGAUGCUGGCGGGCUCACCCAGUACCGCGACGACCCGGUGGCUGGAACACAAGCAGACGGAGCUGAACUUCGCGUCGCUGAUCGGCGGUCUCCUCGCGUCGUGCGUCACCGCGUCGCUUUCGUGGCCCGACGUGCCGACCGCGCACUGGCUCGUGCGCGCGUGCUGGUACGUCUCGCUGAGCAUGGUGAUCACGUCGGUGCUGGUGGCGUUCCAGCAGGUGGCGGGGCUGGGCGGAAUCCUGGCCACGCAUGGCUCGCACGCGAGUCUGUACAGCGCCCUGCUCGACAGGAAUGGAAGGCCCGAUAUAAAGAUCGUGUUCGUCCUGCAGGUGCCCGUGCAGCUGCUGAGCUAUUCGAUCUUUUUUUAUACGCUCGGGUUGGCAGUGCAUGUUAUCUCGCCGCUCGGGUGGAGCGUGUGGGGUGAUGAUUCUAAGAUUGCCGUGUUCUAUUGCGUCGGUCUCGCCGUCUCUGUCUCGCUGUUCAUGAUAGGCAGCCACUACAGCCUGCAGUUGCUGGAUACGUCGAGUUUGGUCGGGAAACAGAACGAGGUUAUGGGGAACGAGCAUGGAGACAGCGAGGAGAGCUUCUCGAGGAGGCCAACGUUCAUGAAUAGGGAGACGAGUCUCGAGGAGGCUGCAGAUCGUGUCAACGAGGAGCGAACGAGGAAUCAAGGCGUGUCGGGUGGCAUCGGAGGGUUGCAGACGAGGGAGAUCGUCGAGUGAACCAGGAGCUGGACUCUGGUCACGUGAAUGGGAGCUGUACUUCGAUCACGUGAAUAAGGAGCUGGACUCUGAUCACCGUUGGUGGACGAGGGAACGCAGGAGACGAAUCAAAGACGCCGGAGUAGGAGGAACCGCGUUGUGCGAGAGCAUAUGGCGAAUUAUCAGGACGGAUGAUUAGAUGGAUCAGAUACGCCAUAGAGUCUAUAGCCGCCGAAUAGAGAGCUUGAGCAGAUCACCCAG
Tricharina praecox is the source of this 1277-nucleotide messenger RNA. RefSeq lists its product as uncharacterized. The coding region runs from base 195 to 1037 and encodes 280 amino acids. The record is from RefSeq and is a predicted model, not a curated record. Lineage: Eukaryota; Fungi; Ascomycota; Pezizomycetes; Pezizales; Pyronemataceae. The transcript has 3 exons.